AUAACAUAAUGAAGAUUGUGAUAUCCUCCUGUCAUGUGACGAGUCAUUAUUUGAACCCAUCUAUAAACGACAGAGAAAGUCAGCGUUUAUCUGUUAAAUCACACGCGGAAUAACUCGGAUAUACAAUAGACGAUGGAAGUGAAGGAAGUGGUUUUGUUAUUUACUCUGCUACACUUGUCAUCGUCCACUACUUCAGAUAUAAAGACAAGUUACGCAUGUAAAAGUCAGGUUUACGUUAGCUGCUACACGCAUAUAUUACAAUGUGCUCCUGGCGAGAGAAUUUUUCUUCACUCGGCGGACUACGGCUUUACCAAAGGGCGACAGGAUUGUUUAAGAAACUGUCCAGAUGAUCAUUCGAACUCACAUUCCUGGCAACUAAUGGAUACAAAAUGUACGAAAACCUUCGAGAGAGAUCAUCUGAGCGAUCUUACUUCAAUGUGCAAUGGACGUGAACAGUGCUUUUUUCAUUCACCUAAGUCAACGAUUUUUCCUGGCUGUAAUAGGCUUUGGAGGCUUUGGAGGCGAGAUUAUGAUGAAUAUACCUACACCCGUAUUAUGUAUGACUGCAGACAAGCUUCAUAUCCGAUAACAACACCACAAGUAUCUGUUAUUGCUUCCCCUCCAUCAACCCACGAGACGCUAUCACCAAACACAACUGACAUGUCCCAAUCAAAUGCUUCAAGCAAUCCAAGCAGUAUGAUAACAUCGUCGGCAAAUCAUACUAGCAAUAUAACAGAUUUCACAGUUAACACCGUUGAACCAGAUGCUUCAGAAAUGACGUCACCUAAUUAUGGUGUAACUGUUGGGAUUAUUACAGGAAUCGUUGCGGUCAUUUGUAUUUUAGCAAUAGUUAUCUUGGUUAUCUUGAUUAAACGGAGGAGGAGGAGGAUUAUAAAAGAUAAACAACUGGGCAUAUCCAAUCCAGCUUAUGUAACUAAUAACUAUGCCAUAAUAACAACAAACGAUAACUCUACGUACAUCGACUUUUGUGGGCCAUCGACCAGCGUUAAUUACAGGAAUAAUCAUUUGCAUAAUUCCAAGAACUUUAACUCAGAAGCUGAUACAGAUGAACACGUUUACAACAAUGUUGGCGAGGCCACUGAUUCAGAAAAUAUGAACGUUUAUUGUAAUAGUAUGGCGUCUUCGAUUGUAGCGGAACGUAUUAAUUACAAUCAUUGGCACGAAUUAAAGGACAGCAACUCUGCUCCAUCUAAAACUAAAAAUGUGUACAAUCACCUGAACGAUUCUGAGGUAGUAGGCAGCUCUGACAAUAUCUACAUGCCUUUUGAUGGUAUCGGUGAGGCAGUUAAAGGAAUCGCGGACAGUGAGUGCGAAAAGCGCGACAUAUCUUCAGAAGAUGAUAUAAAUAACCCGCGCGGUGUGAAUCACAAGAACAAGAUUAGCCGAAAUUUAUCGAAGGCCAAUAACUCACGUUUGAAAAAAACUCCUGAUUAUGAAAAUGUUGCAAUAUUCAAAGAUAAAUAAAUUUGAACUUUAAACGAAAUUGUCUUUUUAAAAUUAAAUAUAAAAUUAGACUUUGUACGCUGUUUUGAAGAAGAACUGAUUGACUUGUUUAGAUAAACUGGCGAAUAUUUUCGGUUUCCCAAAACCAGGUCUAUUAUGUAGCAUCAUUUAGCUGGAUAUAAAGUGACGAUUUUCGUGUGUGAGGUGAAGUGUGUUCAUUUUAUUUAGAACUCUUUUUAAAAAUUCCAUCGUUGAUAUUGUAUUCUUUCAUUAUUCUUUGUGCUUUUGUACGCUUUCUGGAACACGUGAUACCAUGUAGUUAAAUAGCUAACAUCGUAUGUGGUAGUUAUAUAGCUAACAAUGUGUGUGGUAGUUAGGGUACCGUAGUUAGAUAUAGCUAAUAUUGUGUAUUAUAGUUAAAUAGCUAAGAUUGUGUGCGUUGGUUAAAUAGCUAAGAUUGUGUAUUGUAGUUAAAUAGUUAAGAUUGUGUGCCGUAAUUAAAUAUCUAACAUGAUGUAAUUAUGUAGCUAACAUAUUAUUGUAUGUGUGUUGUAAAUAAAUAAUUAAUAUUAUAUGUGGUAAUUCAGUUAUACAGUGUAGUUAAAAAUAUAUUUCGAAUUCAAGUCAACGUUAUUAUAUCGUCGUAAAAAUAAAUUUACCCGUAGGUUCACUAGGCUAUUUUUUGUAUUUACCGAAUGGUUAGCACGUGGGCGCUGUAUUAUAAGGUCUGUCAUUGAAUCAACUGGCGUGGUUUCGAUUCCCCAGUUGUACGUGACAAGGAGUAGGCUCACCUGUCCAAUCUAGUUGGGUUUUUUUCGGAUCCUCCGCCCCGCC
Patella vulgata (common limpet) is the source of this 2298-nucleotide messenger RNA. RefSeq lists its product as uncharacterized. NCBI's taxonomy places the organism in Eukaryota, Metazoa, Mollusca, Gastropoda, Patellidae. The transcript is spliced from 6 exons. The record is from RefSeq and is a predicted model, not a curated record. The coding region runs from base 133 to 1485 and encodes 450 amino acids.